This is a messenger RNA of Trematomus bernacchii (emerald rockcod), 8798 nucleotides long. RefSeq names its product CUGBP Elav-like family member 4. The coding region runs from base 61 to 1533 and encodes 490 amino acids. The transcript is spliced from 13 exons. Gene Ontology annotation, biological process: regulation of alternative mRNA splicing, via spliceosome; mRNA splice site recognition. NCBI's taxonomy places the organism in Eukaryota, Metazoa, Chordata, Actinopteri, Perciformes, Nototheniidae. Gene Ontology annotation, molecular function: mRNA binding. The record is from RefSeq and is a predicted model, not a curated record. Gene Ontology annotation, cellular component: nucleus; ribonucleoprotein complex; cytoplasm.
GAGAGAGAGAGUGAGCGAGAGAGGGAGAGAGAGAGCAGCUCGCCGGCCCAUUGAGGAAAGAUGGCUACAGUCACUGCAAACGGAGUGCAGCAAGAGAAUGGAUUCAGCACCACGAACAGCGCCGGCAGGAUGAACGGGCUUAGCAUCGGCCAGAACACCAUUCCAAUGAAGGACCACGACGCCAUCAAGCUUUUCAUCGGGCAGAUUCCCAGAAACCUGGAGGAAAAGGACCUGAAACCCCUGUUUGAGGAAUUCGGAAAGAUAUACGAACUCACUGUACUGAAAGACAGGUUUACGGGAAUGCAUAAAGGAUGUGCCUUUCUAACAUACUGUGCCAGAGAGUCAGCACUGAAGGCCCAGAGCGCCCUCCAUGAACAGAAGACUCUGCCAGGGAUGAACCGGCCCAUCCAGGUGAAGCCAGCCGACAGCGAAGGACGAGGAGAAGACAGGAAGCUGUUUGUGGGAAUGCUCGGCAAGCAGCAGAGCGAGGAGGACGUCCGGCGGCUGUUCGAGACCUUCGGCCAGAUCGAGGAGUGCACCGUCCUGCGAGGGCCUGAUGGGGCCAGUAAGGGAUGCGCCUUUGUCAAGUUCUCCAGCCACGCAGAAGCGCAGGCCGCCAUCAACAGCUUGCAUGGUGGACAGACUAUGCCUGGUGCCUCGUCCAGUCUGGUGGUCAAAUUCGCAGACACUGAUAAAGAGCGGACCCUGCGCAGGAUGCACCAGAUGGCGGGCCAGCUCGGCAUCUUCAGUCCCAUGACCAUCCAGUUUGGGGCCUAUGGCGCCUACUCUCAUGCUGUAAGUCUCAGCCCGGCGGGGGAGGAGACGCAGAUGAUGCAACAGCAAGCAGCCCUGAUGGCAGCAACACAAGGGUCCUACAUGAACCCCAUGGCUGCCAUCGCUGCCGCUCAAAUGCAGCAAAUGGCAGCUUUCAAUGUCAACGGCCUGGUGGCUACUCCCAUGACACCGUCCUCAGGCACCAGCACACCCCCAGGCAUCUCUGCCACAUCCGUGCCCAGCCUAGCCACCACGAUCGGGGUUAACGGAUUCAGUACCCUCCCUCAAAGCAACGGGCAGGCCAAUGAGCACGUCUACACCAAUGGUAUUCACCCGUACCCAGCACAGAGUCCAACGGUGAACGACCCUCUCCAACAGGCUUAUGCUGGCGUCCAACACUACGCAGCAGCCUACCCUGCCGCCUAUGCGCCAAUCAGCCAGGCGUUCCCCCAGCAACCAACCAUCAUUCCCCAGCAACAGAGGGAAGGGCCAGAAGGUUGCAACCUGUUUAUUUAUCACCUGCCCCAGGAGUUCGGAGAUGCGGAGCUCAUGCAAAUGUUCCUGCCUUUUGGCAACGUCAUCUCCGCCAAAGUGUUUGUGGACCGAGCGACCAAUCAGAGCAAAUGUUUUGGCUUUGUGAGUUUUGAUAACCCGUCCAGUGCUCAAGCCGCCAUCCAGGCCAUGAACGGCUUUCAGAUAGGCAUGAAGAGGCUGAAGGUGCAGCUAAAGCGGCCAAAGGAUGCCAACCGACCUUACUGACUCGUCUGCUGUCCAUACCCAGGAUGAAGGGCCACAACACCUUAUUUCCACAAGUGCAGUAAAAGUACAAAGACUUCUUGCUCUGCUACAUAUCAUGAAGGAAGGGUGGUCCCUUGAUCCUGCUGAAAACCCGCUGAAAGAUUGGGUGACUGAGAAAAAGGAUCCCAGAGUUGUUGUUGUUUUCUUUUCUUUUUUCUUUCUUCGCAAAUGCCUCUUUUUUCCCUGUUUUGCUUUGGCGUCUGUGGAAGAAGAUUUUUUGCAGAGACCAACUUUUUGCUGCUGUUUUUUAGACAUGAUGGGGGGAAAAAACCUUUAUAGACUCAUUAUGCUCAAAGCAUGCAUACUGACACAGGAUAUAGAUAAACACACAUAACACACAAGACAUACACAUUUAAAGAUACUACACUUAAAAAACAAUGAAAAAUGAAAAAAACGAAAAACUUUGUACAUGUAUAAAUACGUGCAAAUGCCAACUCAAGUACUGACGCAAACACGUGCAAAAACACACAAACACACACACCAGCCUGCUGCCAUUUUGGUUUUUGUGCCUACACAGGUGUUGUGCUCUGUGACAGGGCGAGCUCUGGAUCAAAGAAGAAGAAGAAGAAGAGGGAGAAGAAGAGGGAGAAGAAGAGGGAGAAGAAGAGGGAGAGGAGGGAGAGGAGAAUCCAGGAUAAUUUACAUGCAUCAUUCCUUAGGAAAUAGGGACCAAAGGACUAAACGCUUUUUAAAAGAAUAUAAAUAUAUAAAUAUAUAAAUAUAUAUUUAAAAACUCAUACCUUGUAGCUGCAAGUAUUACAAUUUACUCGUAGUCAAAAAAAUCAUUAAAUCAAUAUCCAGUGGCCUACUGUAAGUAUGAAUAAAAGAAAAUGGAAAUAAUGUAUAAAAAAAGAAAUGGCAUCGUAGUAUAGGGGAUGAUCUUUUGCUCUGGAUGCUGAUUUAGCACCAGGUUGUAGUAUAGUAAAGUAGAUUAGAAAAACAAUGUAGAUUUGCUAACUUUUGCUGUUGUUUAAAAAAAAUACUUGAAGUCGUAAUGAAAAGUGGGCAAAAGUGAAGGAAAAUGGAAAACAUUCAUCCGCCCCUGUACGCAACGAGUCUCUUUCUCUUGGAUGUUAAGGUAUCAGCCACUGGAUAUCUCGCUCAUCAUGAUGUUUAAGUCACCGCACUCUCUGACAGCUACGAACAGACUGUUCUGGAAGAAAAAAAAGAAUGCUGAGAGUGUAAAAAAAAAGAAGACAGAACUAACUCAUGUCUGUGCUGGACAGGGUGCAGACGUCUAAGGCUUCUCACUGGCCUUUGUGUUCAAGCGACAAUCCACUGUAAAGACCAAGCAAAUGGACAUGGGGUGUGUUUUUCUUUUUUUUCUUGACCUUUUGUAUUGCAACAAGGAGUGUGAAUUAUGAAGCCACAAGUUGUUAAGGGGUAAUGGUUCUACUUAGAGAGAUGGACAAAUGGACGGUCAUGAGGGCAACAGAAGGUGACAGCUACUGAAACUGCCAGCAGAAUGAACUCAGUAUACAAAUGAAAUGGCCCUUAGGAAAUCUGUCAGAAAAAACUAAGUAUGCCUGGUGUAAACAAGCAGGACAAUAACUGACAGGCCAAGGAUAUACACUAUGUGUCCACUGGAUCAGCUGCAAAACCCGGAUACAUUUCACCUCCUGUCUCCUUGCAGAGAAACACUCCCUGAAGACAAACUCUAUUUACGGUAUCAACGGCAAGGAAGUGCAGGCUUUUAGAGCUAAUUUUGCUCUGUCAAAUAUAAUGUAAAUUCCUCUAUUAACAUGUUCCCCGCCCUGCUUUUCUUCAUGUAUUAUACAAAGAGCCAACGCUUAAACAGACAAUAUUUAAACUCCAUUAUUCAGCUCGCUUGUAGCCUCUCUGACACCGACGCCAGGCAGGACAGAGAAAAGCACUCCACUUCUGUCAUGUCCUGAUUUAAAGCCUUCAUUUUGACUGUCUUAGAGCUCUGGAUGCAGGCUCUUCUCUAAAAAGCAGAUCAAUAUGUUUGGCAUGAGUCUAGAGGGAGGAGCGAUGCUGCUUCAGUCACUCUCAACACUUCCCAAUUUUCUCACCAGCUCACAUCCGUACACCAGCCCUUUGAGCAGUGGCAGCUGGCGGUAAGAGGCAUGGCUAGGCAAGGAGGGAAGGAGGGGAAGAGAGGAAGUCAACAACCAAACAUGACAUCAGGAUCUUUCAGACAUAUGCUUCUAGGAUAAAGACCAAUGACUUAAUCUGGAAAUGUAGAAGCUGUAAACAAGCUCCUGGUGGCAAACACUACAUGUGCUUUUGAAAAACAGGGUUAAAACGUUAACAAAUUAGGCUCAAAUCCAACCAAUUCCUAUUUACUACUGAGACUCUCCUCCUUGCCAUUCCAUCCUUUUUACCGCUAGCUUUGCUCAGAGAGAAGCAGAUCAGAAAUAUUAAAAAUCACUGAAGGAGGGACUGAAACAUGUGCCAGCCAAUAGCUAAAUGCACCGCUAUUCUUGGAGAUUUACAUAAGCGGAAGGUUUUAAUUUGAUAUCAACGUGCCAUAUAGCCCCCUCUCUUUCUCCUGUCCUAAGAGCAGCCAUGCCUUUCUAAAACCUCGGUGCAACUGUUCAGCAGCCCUCUCCCCUUGGAACAGCGUUUUCAAACCUGGCUAAUGUCUGCGCUCACUACCCUUCAAUUAUCUCCUGCACCGUAUUAGACAUGCUAUUUCACCUUUCCCUCUAAUCACACUGUAAUCACCAGCCUCUAUACAUUAGCAGCAACCAAGUGAAAAAUCACCGGGAUAAUCACUUGGACCAAAUGACGGGAGAGAUGGUCCCCUGCAUACACGUGGAUGACAGAAGGAAGAUUAGAGAGAAUUAUGUUUGUGCCUUCUCCCUGGCAAGGCUGCUGACAGCUGACCUGGCACCAAUAACACUGCGAAAUGUACUCAAAGCGGCAAAGGAAGACGUGGGAUAAAACCUUCCAUAUCAUAGCAAGGUGUUUAAAAAGGAGAUUAGCAAAACUAAAAGAGAAAGCUGGACGAUACAACCAUAUUCUUCAAACAUUCAAAUUGGGUCAAAACCAACAAUUUAGAGGAAAAUCUGCAAUUCUUAAGAAGUAUCUUCAUCUCUUUUUAUUUCACAAAAUGUAAUUGUUUUAUAAAUACUCGCAAAUACAAUUAUUUAUUUCUCUUGUGUGUAUCCCUGCUGGGACACCUACAAAGCACCUGAACGAAUAUUUUAGAAGCCCAGUACUUCUUUAGUUUAACAUUUGUGGCCAUUAAAACACAGCUUUUUAAAAAUGGUAUUCAAAUAAAAAGUAGGGUAGCCCUCCCAUUCAGCCAUUAGUUGGAAGCUAUAGUGGAAAUGCAGUAAGCUACAUGAUUUGUCGUUGAGUGAAGUGGGUCAAAACAAAGCCAUGUUCUGCAAACCGAUUUGUGCUCAUUAUUCAUGUGAAGCUGAACUAAUCGAUGGGAAAUCUAAUGUUGCAUGAGCAAUGACAUUUCCUGUGCUUGUCUCUGCCAUCUUUAGAAUACAUUCUGCGAGUGAGGCUCUGUCAGGCUGAACAUGAACCCUGCAUGCCUGCUCCGCUGAUCUCCUCUCUGUCUUAUAUCUGAUGCUGUGUGAGUUCCCUCUGCUAAUGGCAGGUUGAGUCCCCAGUGAGCCAACAAAAAACCUAGCCUGGUAUCCUGCUGUCUGCUUGGCUAACAGUGCAGUGUUCAUGUAGCAUCAAUGCUAUGCCAGGGCUAAAUUAGGCUUUGUGAAAUCAGAAUUUCAACACUUUUAACAAUGGUUGCUGUUAUAACUUAUACGCUCAGGGGAGGGUGUUACUGAGGUGACGUGCAUUCAAAACAGAAAUAGCUGAGAAACCUGCUCGGAAACUACCAAAACAUGAAAAGGAAGUAGUCUCCGCCUGCCCCGUUACCCUGUCUGUCUACUCUUGUUAUAAAUCCAGGCCAUGUUUCACCUCUAAGAGCAAUGAUAAACCCAGAAGGCAGUCACUAAGCUGUUGCCAAAAGGGAUAUUGUAUAUGUCCUCUAAUUUAAAAAGAUAAAAAAGAACAUGGCAUUUUAACCUAAAGGAAUCAGUAUGAAUCAAAUUAUUGUGAGAGUAAAACAUGCAAAGCAAAUCCUACAAAGCAAUGUCAAGUUUUAUGUCCAUACCCCCGAAGCAUGCAGCUUUUCUUCUCUUCUCAUACUGCCUUUAUUUAGCAAUCAGUGAUUUAGUGUGCACAUAUCCAGCACUCUCAGUAUGAGCUCACUGCCACUGAUGCGUGCGCCCACUCUGACCCUGUAUUAUUAAACGAGAAUUUGGGGGGUUUAUACAUAAUAUACCCUUUUCCUCAGCUGCCACUACACCACUGCUUAUAAGGUCAGUACUCUAGAGGACCGUGUAUCCUUAGAAGGCCCCAGCCAAUGGCAGGCGGAGUAGAGAACUGCUGGAGCAUGUCUACGAGUCCCCAACCCCCUGGGUGCAUAACACUCACCCUAAAAUAGCAGAGAUUGUCAAGGAAAGGAAGUGAAAUGUAAUUGACUGAAAGUGGAGAGAUAAUUAAAGGAACCUGUUGGACAGGAGGGAAGAAAUUAACGCCUCUCAUUUAAUAGCUGCUUUGGGAGAGAGCUUUUCCGUCAUCUCACUCACUUUGCAGCGGAGAGGGUUUUGCUGUGGAAAUGGGAUUUAGUAUGGAAAAGGGGUGGAGGUUGAAACAGGCACUGGGUGGCGGGGGUGCUUUGUGCUAAACUGACACUCCACAAAAUCACUCCCAAUGCUCAGGGCAUCAGGCGCUAUGAUGUCAUGAUUAGUGGAGAGGUUCAGAGCCUUGCAUUAUCCAUGAUCCUGAGGGAGGUCGGGCAGAAUCACAGAUAAGAAGUGAGCCAGCAGAAAGGCAGAUGAAACACCUUUGCAUUUAUAGUAUCGCCAUCCAAUUCCAACUGACUAACUAACUAACUACAAAAAAAACUGCCAUUUUUCGCACAGUGAAACGCUGAAGGUGUCGGAUUACAUUCAACAACAUGGCUGACAGUAAUGAAGACUUUUUGUAUUCCUUAAUGUAAAUAGCCUAUUAAAUACAAAAACAGAGGACGGUUGUAUAGCAGCUGGUGUUGAGAAUCCCAACUCUGUGGGACAAUGAUGUCACUAUAAAAUGUAUCCACAGCAGUGCAGGUAUCUAGGAGAGUUGUAGUUCCCUUAAGCCCCUUAAGUUUGGGCUCUGAACAUGAACAGCAUCCUACAACCCUGAGCGUCGGACCAAGGCUUAAGGAAGUGUUUGACUUAGUGUCAAAGCUAAGCCACAGCCCCGAAGUAAUCCGUUUAUUAAAAUUCUGUGUACACCGACAUGUCAUGAUUUUUCUGACGGAAGAAAGAUCGCCUGUGCGGUAAUUGGAUUAGUCCAUUUGGGGCUGAUGAACAGAUAUGACAGUGACAGUAGAGUUCAUCCAUCUGCAUGCUCGCCGCAAAAAAACAAAAAAAUGCAAAAAGCAUCAGCCAUCACGACUACACUUUUUAAAAUUCAUUAGAAGUGAAAGUUUGGGCUUUUUAAGGAGGUUAGUUUUGCAAAAAUGUAAACUCCAAGUUUGUUCAACAUGUACAUAAUUCAUUUUCGAGUCACACGGUGGAACCCACAUGUACGUGGUUAAGCCACGAUUGGAAGAAGGGGAGAAACAAGAGAACAUUUGUUGUAGAACCCAGCAGAACCCCCUGCCAGCUCGACCCAAUCUGCCACAGCUCUCCUGACCACACAGCUGCGUUUCUCCUGUACAUACAAUAUAGCUUAUUUUUCAAUUAUGUUGAACCUUCUUUAUAAGCCGUACAAUAGAACAUGUUCAAACAUUUAAAAAAAAAUUAAAAAGAAUAGUUAAUAUAUUUCAGUGAAACUAAGAAAAAGGAACCUAUGAAAUAAUUUAUCCAAAACUGAAGAUGAAAUGAUGUUAUUUCUUGUAUAGUGAAGCACUGAUGUUCAAAAAUGGGAUUUUAUACUCAUGUUGGUUCUUUUUUUUCUUUUCUGCUUUGUUAUUAUCUGCUGAAGCUGGGAUAGACCCAUUGUCAUGAGGUUUAUUCGGAUAUACUUUGAUCAUUUUUUCUUUAUUCUGUAUUUUUUUUGGCUGCACAAUCCCUGUAUGAAAUCCCUCGCGGAUGGGCAAGUUCAAAGAGGUCUUUUUUGCUCACAGGAAGCUCUUAAAUCAAUACAAGAAUUAACAAACUGCACUGUAAAAUGGAUAAUUGAUGGUACCUGUCAUGUGGAUUCAGAAAAAUGAGUCCAAUGCACAACUGGGUUUAAAUGAAUCAGCAUUGCAUGUUCAAAAAGAAUCUCAUUUGAGGCCUUUUGUUGUUUUGAGACAAAAAAAGACAAAAAAAGACAAAAAAAUAUCAAACUUUUCAGUCAGAUUGGUUUGAGACCGACGCUGUCAUAUCUCAUUGUCUUUAGGCCAUUUCUGUAAUGUUUUUAUCUUGUCUAUCUCUGUCACAAUGUAAUUGUUAUUUUCUUUUUUUCAAAGGGUUGACGGGAAUCAUUGACAUAUCUGUUCAUUUCAUCUUCUCUGUUGUUACAAAAGAAACGUUUUUUUCCACAGUUUAUCUGAUGUGAUCCCAUCCACUGAAGACAUUGUACCAACAGUAGAUAGCGCCACAUCGCUUUAUUCCAGUCAGGUUGACUUGUUAAUACGAGGAGGGAAUUCUGCCUUAAACCCAGCCUGUUCUCUCCGACAGUACUACCUGUGAGCCGUGGUCAGACACACUGUAUUCUGGGGAUGCCAAAUGUACUAUCUUAAAAAGAAAUCUGUUGUGAAGACAUCAUACACUCCACCAGAGUCAGUUUUGCCUCAAGCCCAUUCUGACACACAUUUAGGAUGUGGUCACCCACCUCCAUUUCCAUUGGUUACAAGGACCAAAAUGUAAACAGCUAACUGAGCAGUUUGCUCCAAUCAAGCAUUCAAUGAGAGCCUUUAAAGAAUUUACAUUGAGUUGUAGGUGACUUUGCACCAUGUAUAUUUGUAUCAUAAAUCAUUACAUUCCCAGCUUCACUAUCUAGUUUCAUCUAUUCAUAUGUUCUCAUGCUAUUAAAUUAUUCACGAUAUGUUUGGGUAUUUAUAUUCACAAUGAAUUGAAUAAGCAUUUAUUUUAUUAUUUGACUUGAACAAGCUGUUUUUUUUUGGUUUAAAACAGAGAUGUAAUUUGAAAUAGCGUUGGCUCGGGUCCCUGAUUCGGGGUGAUAUCUCCCAUAGUGCUCCUGAACUCUGUAGUUCUCUAGUUCAUUAUAUUCUGCUUAGACUAAAAUAAAGCACAGUCCUGUAGAAGAUU